GGUUGCCAGGAAGUGACGUUGCUUAGUUACAUGCCGGUUGUCACUCUCACAGCAACUUCUCUUCUUCAAAAGCAUUACUUAAAUUUUUGCAAACAUCUUCCUUCAUCUGUCUAUACUCUGUUGGAUACGAUGAGAACUGGGGCCAUAAAUAUCCUUUAUGAAGGCUUUUGCAGAUUCGGUGGUUAAAUUUGCAUCCAAAAACCAUGUUCAGUCCUAGUGAACUUGAAGGUGAAGUGGAUCACACUUUUUUUGAUAGUGACUGUGAAGAUGGAAAAGCAGAGGAUGGUAAAAAAGUGAACACCACGUCAACAACAACAACAACAACAACAACAACAACAGAAACAGACAUUUCAGCAACAAGUAAGAAGAUACAGCCAAAGCCAGCUGAUAGUAUAAUAUGUAUAUUAGAUGAUGGUGCAAAUAAAGAACCAAGGUCAGUGAAUAACAACAGCAAAGGCCUUGAAAGGAAAGAUGACUGUAAAGAGGUUCCCAGUACAAACUCCAACAAACACUUCAUGGCCAUGUUGGCUGAUGCUAAAUACGUUGAUGAAGAUGGGAAAGGCGUCAGAAAUUCAGGCUCAAAAAAUAAGAAUGCACAGGUAAAUAAAAAACAGGUCACUUAUGGCUGGCGUCCAUCUUCUGCAUCCUCUGAGGCCAAAGAUACAGAGUCUGCUUCAACUUCUGGACACAGUGAGAGCAGAGCAGGCUCGGCAGCAUCUAGAGAUGCUCACAGUGUCAGUUCAGAAGAGCCCAAUGACAUAGUGACAGAUGUGAGUCCCCUAUCUUCUCCUGCCAGCAGCCGUUUACAGUCCCUAAAUCUAAACCACUCUGAAACUGAAGAUGACAGUGUGGAGCAACAGCAGAGUGUGCCCUCCAGUGGCUUGUAUAGUGCACAACGCCAUGAGAACUUCAGUCAAGACGAAGAUGAUUACUCCUUAAGUUCUGUGAGUCGACUGGAUAGUAAUGUAGUUGUGCAGUUUCCUGGUUCAAGGCAUCGCAAGAACUACACGUUUUCCAACGAUGAGGUCAAGCGCAUAGAUCGUGAGAACCAGCGUCUUCUUCAGCAGCUUUCCCGUUGCUCCUCAGGUUUAAGACCAGGAAGUGCAGCAGGACAGAGGCAUUGUGUGACAUCUAGUAAACCACCAAAUCGUGUUUCACACAGCUCACUCAACAGAUUGCGAGAACAACAGCGUAUUGAACGGGACAAUCUGGCAUUUUUAAAAAGACUUGAAUCUGUAAAACCAACUCCGGGUAUGAAGCGUUCAGAGCAACUGGCUGAUUACCAGCGCCAAGCCGGUUACCUGGGAAUACGUUCUAUUUACCAGACCACCACAAAGAAAUCCUCCAGUAUAGGCCAUAUUCAAAACAAACCACCCCAUCAUGGUGCCAGAUCAACUUCCACUGCCACAGAGCUCAGCAGCACUCCUGCAUCCAGGACACGGAAACCCAAAGCAGCACCACCAGCCUGGAGUUGACCAGACAAUAAAGAGGAUAGAAACUAUCCUCCUCUGCUGUCUUUUUAUGUUAAUAUUUCAUGUGUGCUGCGUGACAAAACUUGUCCUUUAGAAAUAGGUACUGCACAUGUGACAUGAUCUGUUUGUUUUUGUCUAUACCUUUAAUGGUUGAUUCUACUCAUCCAUAUUACUUAUGGUGCACUUUAUGUUGUGUUUUAGUAAACUCUGCCAUUAUUUCAUGCUGUUGCAUGGAUCAACAUGGACAUGAGUUAAUAUUGUUGCAGCCUUAUAUUGUAUAUAAAGCAACUUUCCUUUAUAAUAAAUGGUUUU
Molecule: messenger RNA, 1784 nt
Organism: Periophthalmus magnuspinnatus
Lineage: Eukaryota; Metazoa; Chordata; Actinopteri; Gobiiformes; Gobiidae
Gene: cfap97
Product: cilia and flagella associated protein 97
Exons: 5
Coding region: 204-1475 (423 amino acids)
Biological process (GO): spermatogenesis
Source: RefSeq, a predicted model, not a curated record